Messenger RNA from Tilletiaria anomala UBC 951, 2082 nucleotides. RefSeq names its product UAA transporter. The coding region runs from base 277 to 1680 and encodes 467 amino acids. Gene Ontology annotation, biological process: UDP-galactose transmembrane transport. NCBI's taxonomy places the organism in Eukaryota, Fungi, Basidiomycota, Exobasidiomycetes, Georgefischeriales, Tilletiariaceae. The record is from RefSeq and is a predicted model, not a curated record. Gene Ontology annotation, molecular function: UDP-glucose transmembrane transporter activity; UDP-galactose transmembrane transporter activity. The transcript is spliced from 2 exons. Gene Ontology annotation, cellular component: endoplasmic reticulum membrane; Golgi membrane.
GUGCAGUGGUCAGUGUGCUUUUUGUUGUUCUCUUGUUCUUGGUGCCGAGACACCGCGGACGCGCAACGCGACGCGGAGCGUUCUCCACUCCACGUCGCGGUUCGUCAAUCUCCCUCAGACACCAUCAAGUAUAUAUCUCCGACUGGCGGCAUCGACUCAUCUCACUCACCGCACAACCACAAGCCAAGGCAAACACUUCAUCCGGGCCCAGUUCCCUGCUGCACCGGGCCGCAGUCGAAGAGGUGAGAGGACGGGGAAUCGAUCUUGGUGACAAGCAUGUCGCUGGCAGCGUUGGGCGUCUGCGCCUCGGCCAUCUACACCUUCUUCCUGCUCUGGGGGCUGCUGCAGGAGCGCCUCUCCUCGCACCUCUACCCGCUGAGCCGCGUUGACACCGGCGUCUCCGCUUCGUCGCCGUCGAUAUCCUCCCUCCUCGCUUCGGGCGCCGCAGCAGCCGUCGACGCCAAGCUCGGUGCAGGCUCGUCCGUGCCUGGCGACAGGUUCUCCAGCCCACUCUUCCUCAAUGCACUCCAGAGCCUCUUCUGCGCCGUCGUCGCGGCGCUCUACCUGAUUACCAUCAAGCGGACCCAGCGACCCGGCCGAAGCGGCUCUGUGCUCGACGCACUUGGCCUGCGUGUCGCUUUCACGACCGCUGGCGCCGAGGAAGCGCGCAAGGCAGUAGUGCCUUCAGUCGCAAAUGGCUCGGCAAAAGACAAGGUAGCCGCAAAUGGGCAUGCGGCAAAAGGAACAGUAGCAGCAGAUGGAAAUUCCAAGUCCUUCCUACCGCCGCUGCUCUCCCGUUACCUGUCCAUCUCCCUCUCGCAGUCCCUCGCAUCGCAGCUCGGCUUCCUCGCCUUGGCGCAGGGCCUGUCGUAUCCGACCAUGACGCUGGCCAAGUCGUGCAAGCUGGUUCCCGUGCUGCUCAUGAACGUCAUCCUCUACCGCCGCAAAUUUGCGCCCUACAAGUACGUAGUCGUCGCGCUCGUCACGAUCGGGAUCAGCAUGUUCAUGCUGUACGGGCAGCAGAAGAAGCUCGCCAGAAAAGCGCCCAAUGCCGCGGUGCAAGGCAAUACUUUCCUUGGAUUGGUCUUUCUCACCGCCAACCUUGCCCUGGACGGCGCGACCAACUCAACGCAAGACGAGGUGUUUAGCCGCUACACCAUCUCUGGCCCGCAGAUGAUGCUCGCGAUGAACAGUCUCUCCUUUUGCUUAUUUGCCUCUGCGCUCCUCCUCCCCAUGCACCAGGUGCUUGUCGCCAUCCCGCUGCUCGCGUCCGCGCUCGCUCGACUCGGCCUGGUGUCGACCGAUGCGCCAGCGGUCGCCGCCGCAACAAGCAGCUCGACGACGCAGCUAGCCUCCGCGAUCCACUUCAUGGCCACGCACGACCAGGCCCUGCGCGAUGUGCUUGCGUACGCUGCAGCGGGCGCGCUCGGCCAGAUUGCCAUCUUCGAGACUUUGGAGCGCUUCGGCAGCCUGACGCUCGUCUCCAUCACGGUAACCCGCAAGCUCUUCACUAUGCUUCUCUCCGUCUUCACGUACAACCACCGCCUGACGCCGUUGCAGUGGCUCGGCACCGCGAUCGUCUUUACCGGCAUCGGCGUCGAGGCGCGCGAGAAGCGGCGCGAAGGCCUCGCGAGAAAGGUCGUGAGGGACGAGAAGAAGGCGCUGGCGAAGGACGCGUGAAACUUGCACGCACGCGCGCUCGGAACCCCUGCUAAUUGCCCUCUUGGUGCGCCGCCCACCCGCAACGCCGGCACUGGCAGCGCCAUGCUGGGUUGCACGCGCACGCACACACGCUGGGGAGGCGGCAUCGGAACAAGCUAAGUGUAGAGAGGAUGCAGCUACUGUACAUUGCACAAAGCCGUGUGCGGCCCGAGCGGGGAGAGAGAGAAAGAGAUAGAGGCAGAGACAGAGACAAAGACAAAGACAGAAAAAAGGGACCUGGCUUGCCAGAUGGAAGAAAAGAGAAACGCGCUGAGAAAUGUCCUAGCACGCCCCUCGUCUCGGCUUCGUCAGGUUGGUUGAUGGAUUAUUGGCUCGAAUACUGUAUGGAGAGCGAUGCGUAAUUUGUUAUUGUUUAGCGGU